This is a messenger RNA of Pocillopora meandrina, 489 nucleotides long. The record is from the annotation of a GenBank genome assembly. NCBI's taxonomy places the organism in Eukaryota, Metazoa, Cnidaria, Anthozoa, Scleractinia, Pocilloporidae.
AUGGAAAGCAAAAACACUAGCAUCAAAUGCUCAGCAGUUGACCUUGAAGUGAUGGAUCUCAAAGAAGAAACUCUUGUCGAAUUGCCACACGUGUUCACCAGACCACAUCUACCCGCCACAGUAGAGAAUGCCGCUAACCAAGGGGAUGUAGAUCGUUGGCCGCACCUUACUGGAAUAAAAAUCUCCAAAAUCGACGCGAACGUGGGUUUGCUUAUUAGGAAUGACGCCCCAAAAAUUCUUCACCCGAAAGAAGUGAGGGAAUCCUCUCACAAUGGUCCCUAUGCGACCUGGACGGUAUUCGGUUGGGUGAUAAAUGGUCCUCUCGGUAGAGUUCAAGACUCGGGCUCGUACAUAGCUAAUUUUAUAAGAGCAGACGCCGAACUAGACGACCAGUUCCGAAAGUACUGCAACAUGGAGUUCAACGACUCUGUUUGUGGUGCAAAAACUUCGUUGUCACAGAAUGACAAACGCGCUCUAGAAAUAAUGUAA